AAGAUACAGUAAUAAGUAAUAAAUAACAAUACCGAUCACCCAGUUUACAUUACUUACUGUUAAGAUUCGGUUAAUGCUUGUGCAGGAGCGAUAUGUGAUGCGAGUCCGAGAUGUGCAGGAGCGCUGGAGUAACUUCGUGACAAACGAACAACCUCGUUUCCGCUCAGACCAUCGCGAUACUGUAAACUUCAAAAGCAUUCGUUGAAAUGUCAAAAGACCAGCAAAAACCAUGUUCGAUUGAACCUUCGCAUGCGGAGUACCGCGAAGAGGUAUGUAGACGACAGCGUGGUUUGGACUGGAGAAACGGCACGGCGCUUGUCACUGGCGCAGGCGCAGGAAUCGGGAAGCCGUUGCGUUGGGCUUGUGCAACAAAGGUCUUCGAGUUGUUGCUGUGGACAAAAAUCAUGAUGGGCUGGAGAAAAUGGCAUCGAAACUGGACGAAGACAGCCGUGAGCGCUUGUCAGUUCGUAUGUGUGACCUUGGACGAAAGGAGGAUAUAAGCGAACUGUUCAAUUUCAUCGAGAGUACCAUGGGAAGACUUGAUGUCUGCGUUAAUUGUGCGGGCUUUUCUCACUACACCACAUUGACUGAUGGGGAUGCCGAACAGUGGGAGCAGAUGUUAAAUGUUAACGUGCUCGCCGUGGCUGUUUGUUCAAAAGAGGCAAUUGGGCUUAUGCGUAAACACGGGGAUAAUUCCGGUCACAUAGUAAACAUUUCCAGCAAUCUCGCUCAUUAUGGACCCCCAAGUGACCACAACUAUUUGCGGUUUUAUUCAUGUACCAAAUUCGCACUGAAGUCUUUCAAUGAAGGAUUACGACAAGAGCUUCGGGAUCAAAAAUCUUCUAUCAGGAUAUCGAGCAUUAGUCCCGGAUUGGUUCGCACGGAAUUCAUGGGUUCUGUAUUAAAGACUCAUCCAGAGAAACUUGAAAACUACUACGAUCAAUAUCCGGCGUUGGAGCCAUCUGAUGUUGCCGGUGCGGUUAUAUACGCACUGUCAACGCCUCGUCAUGUGGAAAUUAACGAAAUUGUCAUGUAUUCCACAGAGAAAAUUGCUGAUUAUUCAGACUGAAAAUGUUUUUUUGAGUUGCUUCUUUAGUAGCGAAAGGGCGUUGUUACAGAUAUACACUUUGUGAAUUUUUGAUAUUGGACUAAUUGUAACGCCGCAUAUUUAACGUUCAUUUUUUAUACAUAACUGAAGAUAUUUUCGAACGUACGCGCCUCCUUGUUUCGUAGUUUGUUUUUCAAACACAAUAAAAUUAUUGCACUGGUUGGUAAAAUUGGCAUACUUUCUCGUGAAA
Molecule: messenger RNA, 1298 nt
Organism: Paramacrobiotus metropolitanus
Lineage: Eukaryota; Metazoa; Tardigrada; Eutardigrada; Parachela; Macrobiotidae
Product: dehydrogenase/reductase SDR family member 11-like
Exons: 6
Coding region: 422-1069 (215 amino acids)
Source: RefSeq, a predicted model, not a curated record